AAAAAAAGUUUCACUUGUUGUGAGGUUAUAAAAAAGGUGAAAUUCUUUUCGACAUUUCAAGAUCUUAUUGGAAACAUGGCUUCGACUUCAACAGUGCUAUUUUUUAUUGUUCUUCAACUCACACAGAAUAUAUAUUUCUCUGCAGCUUGCAAAGUGUAUUGCUGUGCACAUGAAUCUAAAUUUACGGGGACCGCUGCCGGUGCUGAGUCAUCCAUCCCUGAAGCAGAAGGACCCCAGCCAACUGAUGCUCCAAGACAGGAGGAGAAGAAAUCAGAAGAAGAUCUGAAAUAUGAAUACAUGAAAUAUUUCCUCUUUGGAGCCGGUGUUGGUACAGCUUUGGUUUUGGUGCCUCCUUUGCUGCCAGCUGUUGGUUUAAAAUCUGCAGCUACAUAUGCAGCUUUGCAAGGAAGCAGUGUAGGACUUGGAAGUACUGCAGGACUUGGAAGUACUGUAGGACUUGCUGUUGCAAGCGCUACUUCUUCCGUUUCCUCUCUAUUUCCAUUUUUUACAAAAGAAACGAAAUCCUCAAAUCUUCCUAUUCUUCAUGGCUGUAUGUGUUGUUCUUAACAUGGAAUUAGUGUUCAGCUGUGCCUACUGUUUUGCAAAAUUUCGGAUUUAUUAUAUCUGACACAAACUGCCAAAAGAGUGGACCUAAUUCUUAACAUGGAGUCAAUAUCUGUAUACAAUACAUUUUAAAAUUCUAACACUCGUAAAUAAAAAUUUAUAUCAGCACA
Messenger RNA from Argiope bruennichi, 734 nucleotides. RefSeq lists its product as uncharacterized. The transcript has 5 exons. Bases 76 to 567 code for a protein of 163 amino acids. The record is from RefSeq and is a predicted model, not a curated record. Lineage: Eukaryota; Metazoa; Arthropoda; Arachnida; Araneae; Araneidae.